CUCGUAUGAUUAGCUAGGCUAGGCGAAGAGCUCUUCGCGCCAUACAUGCAAAAUGGACUGUUUUCGCCGGGUCCAAGGCCAGUUCACAGGCAGACGGCUUCUUUUCUUGUGUAGGCUAUAAAUGAGCUAAUCAACUCUCAACGGGCGAGGAUAUGGAGCAGGCGAGCGGGGUCGCGCCGGGGCCCGCGCGCGCGAGCGUGGCGUUCGUCGUGGUCACGAAAGGGCUGGACUGCCCAACAUCUGAGAAUAAGCCGUCGGGAGCUCGCUACACGCGCGAUGCUAUCCGGGGAAUGUUGCAGUUCAUGGGCUGCAAACCCCGCCAUGCAUACAAGGCCGCCCAGCUGGUCUUCCAAAAGCUGGAGCGCUUCACCGCCGAAGGAAGCAAAUUCGCUUCGGGCAGCCGGCAGCUAUGGGGCGUGGGCAGUCACGACGAGGGUGCUGUGUAUGUGACGAUGCCACGCUCGGAGUUCUAUGAGCUCGUCUGCAGCACCCUCACGGAGUACAACUACAAGUAUGUGCCGUCCUCGGACGAAAUCAAGGCAGCGUGCAGCCUGAAGGAGCGACGGCGGCACAUCAUCGUGUUGCUAUGCGGCACCAGCGGCAGCGGCAAGUCCACGCUUGCGUCGAUCUUGGCCGGCCGCCUGGGCAUCAGCACGGUGCUGUCCACCGACAGCGUGCGGCACAUGCUGCGCAGCUUCACCCGCCGCGAGGAGACGCCGCUGCUGUUCGCCUCCACCUACGAGGCCGGAGAGGCGCUCAGGCAGCAGCACGCACUGGACGAGGCGAGGCACGCCGCCGCCCGCCAGCAGCAGCAGCAGCAGCAGCAGGUGGCGGCUGUAGCAGAGACAGCUGCUGCAGCAGAAGCGGGCGUGUCGGUGGCAGCGGAGGCGGUGGCGGUUGCUGCCGGAGAGGCGGCGGUUGCCGCCGCAGCAGAACUGGACGGGGCGGGGCGGGGGGCGGAGCAGGGAGAUGUGGGCCCGGAUGGUGGGGGUGGGACGUUGGCAAGUGGCGGCCUGAGUGGGACGACUGCAGGGGUAGGGCCAGCGACCGCAGCGAAGGUGGCAGGGGAGGAGGCAGCGGCCGGGCGUGACGCGUCACAGCCGCAGCCGCCGUCCCGCCCCAACCAAAACGGGGGCGCGGGCGCGGGCGGAGGCCUUGCGGCGCUGUCGCCUCACGAGCUAGCGAUUCGCGGCUACAAGGCGCAGUGCGAGCUGGUGAGCGAGCAGCUGGAGCAGCUGAUCAGCGGCUUCGAGGCGCGGCGGCAGAGCCUGGUGGUGGAGGGCGUGCACCUGCACGUGGGGCUGGUGCUGCGGCUGGCGGCGAGGCACCCCGGCGUGGUGCCCUUCCUGGUCUACAUCAAGAGCGAGGGCAAGCACGUGGAGCGCAUGGCUGUUCGCGCCAAGUACAUGACGAUGGACCCCAACAAAAACAAGUACGUCAAGAACAUGAAGAACAUCCGCUGGAUCCAGGAGUACCUGCUGCGCAAGGCGGAGAAGCACGCCAUCCCCUGCGUGGAGAACUCCAACAUCGACCGCUCCGUGGGCCUCAUCCACCUCACACUGCUGGGUUGCCUGAAGCGCAUGAUGAAGGGCGAGGCGGUGCUGGACGCCGGCUCCGGCACCAUGCGCAUGCUGCACAGCGAGUACAGCGGAGUCGUGGACGGCCUGGCGGCGGCGGCAGCCGCGGCCAACAGUGGCGCCGGCGGCGGCAAAGGUAGUGGCAACGGCGGCGGUAACGGCGGCGCGGCGGCUGCAGGGCCAGCGGGGCCGGUGGCAGCUACGGCGGCGGCAGGAGCGCCGGGACAGGGCGCGGCCGGGCAGGCGUCGCUGGCUGCAGGUCCGCCGCCGGCGGGGUCAGGCGUGAGCGACAGCGGCAACGGGCACCACGCCGCGGGCGGGAGCGGGGGAGGAGGUGCGUCAGCGCCGGCAGGUGGACUGGCGGCAGCGGUGGCAGCGAUAUCGGUGCGGCGAGAAAACUCGGGCACAUGGCAGGCCGCGCGGGUGCUGGGCUCGCCGCGCGUGUUCCACAGGGAUUCCGCGCCGGCGGCAGGGCAGGCGCAUGCCCAAGCCGCGCUGGGCCUGGGACUGGGGAUAGGGCCGGAUUCGGGGCCGGCGGCUGCGCCGGAUGCCAGCACCACCGCUGAGGCGUUGGCUGCGGAGCAGGGCAUUGUUGCGGACGCGACGAAUGGUGGCAGCGCGCCGGGAGCAGCACGAAGCAGCAGCUCCGCGGCGCGCAGCGGACUCCAGGUCCAACAUCCCCCGGCCGUGGCGGACGCGCACGCGCAACUCAACGGCUCUCCCGCCACGCACCAGGCAGUGCUGGAGCAUGUUGUCGGCGGCCGUGGUGGCGGCGGUGCCUGCCCGGGCGUCGCGGGCACGCCUGACGCAGCUAGCAGCACAGGGGGCGGAGGCGCGCCGCCGGCGGCCGCGACUCGGCCUCCCUCAUCCCCGCACCAGCCGCGAAGUCCCAGGCUGCAGCAGCACGGCCAGGGCCCUCGCAGCCACCCGCUGCACUUCCCCAUGCCGCCGGAGGUCGAGAACCGCCGGGGGAGCCACAGCAGCCCGCGCGACGCGGCGCAGCAGCUGGCUCUGCUGACGCAGCAACAGCAGCAACUGCAGCAGCUGCAGCAACAGCAGCAACAGCAGCAACACCCACAGAUCGGGUCGCCGUCGCACCGGCCGCAGCAAGGGGCGCUGCUGCAGCGGCCGCCCUUGCUGUCGGCGAAUGCAAGCAACGGCAGCGGCAGCGGCGACAGGCACAGGCGGCCCAGCCGUCACGCUCAAGCCGUUGACUUGGUGGCCUCCGGCGCGAGCGACAGCGAGGAGCGCAGGCGGUCCGAAGACAGCGGCGAGGACGACAGCUUACAGCUACUGGACAGUGGGGUGGCGUUCUCGCCGCCGCAGGUUGCGGAGGGGAUACGCAGCGUGCGCGCGUCGCCGCUGCCCCGCCGGGUGGACGCCGCGGCGGGGAAGGUUCGCAGCAGCAGCGCCGAUGCAACGCCGCUGGAAGGCGCGGCGCCGGGGACAUCAGGCCUGCGGCUGGGGACGGCGGCGGCUGCGCCGCUGCCGCCUGCAGGCCUCGACAGCCAGCUCGGAGGCGAAGCCAGCUUUGGGUCUGCAGUUGCCGGCAGCGCCGCCGGUCCAGAGCGGGAGGCGGACAGGAAGGAGGAGGAGGAUGAGGCACGCGGGCUGCACGGGCUCCAGAUCCAGGCCUCGGCGCCGCCGCACGGCGACCGCAGCAGCCUGAACGGCAGCGCCGCGGUUGCGGGUCCAGGCGGCAGCGGCCCAAGCGGCGGCGGCGGCGGUGUGUGUGGCGUGUGCGGCAGCGGCUCGCCUAUGCGUGGGCCCGCGGUGCUAUCAGGCCUGCUGCACUUAGCCCGCCAGCAGUCGCAGCAGCCGCAGCCGAAUGGGGGCCUGCCAGCGGGUGCGCUGCCACCCGUGUCGCAGCCGGGGUCGCCCUGCGCGCCGCGGCCGUCGCUGCCGCCACGCUCGCCCUCGCCGCAGGUCUGCAGCGCUUCUGGGCAGCUGCGAGCCGCGCCCACGCCGGACCCCUCCACGGCAGCACCCUCAGCACCAGACGCAGCACCCGGCGUUGCGGCGCCCAGGUCUCCGACCCCGGGGCCCCACGCCGAGCCUGCAGCGGACGCGGCCGCAGCGGCAGCGGCGAUGGCUGCUUCGGCCAUAGCUAUCCCAUGCCGCGACCCCGCUGGCGGCGGCCCGGCGGCAGGGAUGCUGCUGCCGGUCCGCGCCAGCCCAAGCCCGCGCGCCAGCCCCGUCGGCGCUGGCACUGCCGGCUCCCUACUGGCCUCCUUCGCACGUAGCUCCCAGGACUCCACGGGCGGCUGCUGGGGAGGGGCGUCCGUUCCUUGCGGCCAGUCGCCAGGGACCUCCUCGCCUUUUGUGCCGGGCGCCCGUGGGUCCUCGGCUCCGCACACAGCAUCGCAGGCACUGCACGCGGCCGUGGGUGUGCCAUGGUCGCCACCGGCUUCCACGCUGCCGGCGGACAUCGCCACGUCACCCGCCGCGCACGCCAGCAGUGCAGGCGCCGUGGGAGGUGGCGUGCUGGGCGGUGCCGGCGCGGGCGUGUGCAGCGGCUGCGGUGCCGGUAGUGGUGGUGGUGGUGGUGGUUUGCUUGGCAGCGGCAGCGGUUUCGUCACCGGGGUUGCUGGCGGCGGUGCUGCCAGUGACGGCGGCGGCGCCGCCGCCGCCGAUGCAGCGCCGGCAGCCGCGGGGCUUUCUGAGGAGCAACGGCAGCACCUGGAUGCAGUGCUGCCAGCAUGGCUCAGGAACAUGGACGUAAGCGGCACUGCCGCACCUGUCAGUGGCGGUGCCGGCACGGUUGCCGCGACGACGGCGGCGGUGACGGCGGCGCCGGCGCCGGCGCCAGCUCAGCCCAGCGCCGCAGCCGCAGCCCCUGCGUCACGAGCCGAAGAUGCCGGUGGUGGAGUUCGCGGUUCUGAAGACGCGAGCGGCAGCGUCGCAGCGUUGGGCAAGGCCAACGGCACGGCCACCGAGUCAUCCGCCGCGACCGCCGUGUGCAACGGCGCGGCUGCCGCCGCCCCGGUCUUCAGCAAGCGCUCCGAUGCCACGGGCGCCUCCGGCGCUGCCCCGCCAUUGCCUUCAGGCACCCCUGCCGCCGCCGCUGACCUGGGCGCCGCUCCCUCGGCAUUGUCGGGGCCCCCACCAGUGCUGCUGGACGCGCCAACGGCGGCGGCCGCCGCCGUCGCGGCAGCUAACGCCCUGUCGCGUUUCGGCGACCACUGCUCCGAUGAAGUGCUGGCGGCGGCGGUGGCGUCCGCCAUCCUGGACCGGCAAAUGGACGGCGUGACUGAACCCCCCGUGCCGCCGGCACAGCAGCAGCAGCAGCAGGCGCCCGCCGGCGGCGGCAGCCACGACGGCCACCACCGCCAGCACCACCACCGGCAGCACCGCAGCCACCACUCCGGCACCCACGCCGCCGGGCGGCUGCAGGCUGCGGGCGAAGGCACGGAUACCAGUACGCCCUCCGGCAACGGCGUUCAGUCCUCGGGCCCGGCGACGGCAACGGCACCGUCCUUUAGCGGCGGCGAAUGGGAGUCAAACAGCUUGAGUAAGGCGGUGCCGGCUGCAAUGGAGGCUUCGCCGCCAUCAGCAGCAGCAGCCGGCGCGCUUGCGUCCACCUCCGCGGUCGCUGCCGCCUCCGCCAGCCCGGUUAGCUCAAGGCGGCCGUCGGGUGCCGUCACCUCAGCCAUGCUGUCGCAGCAGGCUCAGCACCCAACCGCGCUGGAGCCCGGACAGGCACCGACAGCGGUGCCUGCGGGCGCGCCGGCAGCAGUAGCGUCCGCCUCGGCGUUAACAUCAGCAGUGCCGUCGAUGCGGGUCUCCAUGUCUGGCGAAGCCGGCGGCGGCACGGAGCAGCCGCUGACGUCCGUGCCCACCUCACGGCAGCCGUCCGUGGCCUCGCCGAAGCCGCUGGGCACUCGCCCGGUCGCGGACGGCACGGCUGGGGCAAGCGCGUUUGCAGGUUCCGGCGCCUGGGCCGCCGCUGCGGUGGCCGCAGCCUCCCCCGGCGGCGGCGGCGGCGGCAGCCUGCCCACACCCUCCUUCCUUCGCACCGACAGCCGGCGGCUGGGCGGCUCCUCCACGCCCUCCGAGGACUUCUCCUCCGACGACAUCAGCGACGGCGGCGACGACUACGCCGAGGACAGCGGGGCCUUUGGCGCCGCCGCCGCCGCCGGCGGCGCCCGCCGCGGCCGCGUCGGAGCCGCGGCGGCGGGCCGCCGCCGCCGGCUGCGCUUCGGCGGUGGCAGCGGCGCCGCCGCCGCAGGCGCUACCACGGGCACAGGCGAGGGCGACAGCGACGAGGGCGAGGGCUACGGCGGCUACAGCCCGCUGCAGGAGUACGGCAGCGUGUACGAGAGCGCCACGCACGAUGACAUGGACGAGCACGGCGACGACGACGACGCGCCGCUGCUGGGCCGCAGCAACACGCUCAUGCGCCACCUGGCGGGCGCGCUGGAGCGCAGCCGCAUGCGCGCCACCGCCUCGGCGGCGGCGGCGGCGGCGGCGGCGGCGGCGGCGGCGGCGGCGGCGGCUGCAACGGGUUCGACUGGAAGUGCAGGCGCGGCGGCGCGUGGCGGCGUUGGUGUUGGGAGCAGUGGCAGCGGCGGCGGUGGGCACCGCGGGCCACCGCCGGCGGCGUCGUCGGGUGCGGCGAGGAUGGGCAACAGCGGUGCGGGCAGCGGGGGCAGCAGCGGCGGCCGCCAUGGCGGCGGUGGUGGCGCCGCGGGUGCGGGCGGGGGUCGCGGGGGCGCCUCGGCGCCGUCUGUGGUGACCGUGGCACCGCCGUCAUCGGCAGGCGGAGCGCAGCUGCGUCAGCUGCUGGCGGGGAGCCGCGGCUCCGUCGCCGCUGCCGCCGGCAGCUCGGCUGCAAGCAGUAUCGGAGCUGGAAGCGCGGCGGCCCCCGCUGCGAAGCGGGAGGCGCCUGGGCAGGCCGACGCAGCGGCCGGUAGCGCUGGCGAGGGGAACGCGGCCGGUGUUGUUGGAGCGGCGCCCGGCGGCCUGCCACCCUCAGCUGCUGCGUCCUCCGCAUCCGAGAGCGACGGCGCGGCCGCACGCAGGUUGCCGUCUGGUGCUGUAGCAGAGGAAGCUGUCCGACCGGUCGUGCCUGUACGGCUGGACACAGCGUUUGCUGCAGUGGCUGGCGCGACGGCUCCGGCGGUGACGGAUGGUCCACAAGAGGCACCGCCCGCGCGCGCACCGGCAGAGCCCGCACCCGGCUCGCCAUUAGGAUGAGGAAGCUCGUACAAUAGGCGAGGGCAGGCAAAUGACGCAAUGCAUUUGGCAAGUAGGCGCGACGCGGCUGCCAUGGUUCUUCGCCAACUGGGUAGGUUGUUAAGCGUAGGCAGGACAGCAGGUGGGCGAAAGUGCUAGGUAACGCAAUGAACUGAACGUGCAGGAGAGUUGGCGCAAUCCUUAGGGCGGGCGUCUGCAAAUUCGUACGACGGAUACUGGCAGGCAUGAAGACUGACGAGGCGUGGGCCGAUAGGGGUGUAGUAGACAUCGCGCCCUAUGCAGUCGGCAAUUCGUAGAAUGCGCUAGCUGCUAGGGCUCGCAUCUGCCGGGGUUAACGGGGUUCCAUGGCACAGCGCUCACUCUGGGCGCCCACUCUUUGGGGCGCUCCAUGCCGCCAUCCCUCCCCAUCCCUCCUGGAGUCACGGAGUCUAGUAGUCCCGGGCCCGGCCUGUUUGAUCACUUGGAUGGUAUGAAGUUCGGGCCCUCGUGUCGGUGAGUACAGCGGGCGUGACUCGGCGUCUCGGCAGAAAGCAGUGUAGGAUGCAGGGUGAGCAUGUGCAUUCAUCAAACCUGGCUGAGACGCGUGACUUGCUUGUCUAAGGCUUGACAGCUGAGUGUAACAUGGGCUGGCU
Molecule: messenger RNA, 7405 nt
Organism: Chlamydomonas reinhardtii
Lineage: Eukaryota; Viridiplantae; Chlorophyta; Chlorophyceae; Chlamydomonadales; Chlamydomonadaceae
Exons: 11
Coding region: 153-6773 (2206 amino acids)
Source: RefSeq, a predicted model, not a curated record